GACUCUCUGGGCCAAAUCGGCAGCUUUGGGAUCACAACCGCCAACCUCUGAGACCUUGGACGGUGGGCUUGCCCGCCUGGCCUGCGCGGCUGCGGCUUCCUGAGAGAAAGCUCCAGAUGGAGUUUCGGGGGUCUCUGGCUGCGCGUUUUGGGGCCUAACCAGGGCAGACAGGGAAGCUGGAUUCCUGAAAGUCGUGCCUUGAUGCUGGUCCCUCCAGACUCCCGGACGGCGGCCAAUGGCCGGAGUAUGUGGAGGACCUCCCGGUAGCUGAGCUAGGAGCCCCCUGGAAGGCAUUACGGGGAGUGCCCUGACUUUUGCCUUAUGGUCUCUUUUUCUCCAACCACUCUCCUAGUCUCUUCCACGGUUCUUGGAUUUCUGAACGAUGCAUCUGCCACUCUUCCUAGCAGUCCUCUGCUCUGGCAUGAUCUCAGCUGCUCCAACACCUGAUCACAGUUUGGAUACACGAUGGCGCCAGUGGCUGGCAGCACACAAAAGACGAUAUGGCGUGAGAGAAGAAGAAUGGAGGAGAGCCGUGUGGGAGAAGAACAUGCAAAUGAUUGAAAAGCACAACAGGGAGUACAGCCAAGGGAAACAUGGCUUCACCAUGGCGAUGAACGCCUACGGCGACAUGACCAAUGAAGAAUUCAGGCUGAUGAUGAACGGCUUUGAAAACCAGAAUCACAAAAGGGGGGAAGAAUUCCAUAAUUCCCUCCUAUUUAAGAUCCCUGCGUUUUUGGAUUGGAGAGAGAGAGGCUAUGUGACUCCCGUGAAGAAUCAGGAAUUGUGUGGUUCUUCAUGGGCUUUCAGUGCCACUGGAGCCCUCGAAGGGCAGAUGUUCCGGAAGACUGGCCGGCUCGUGUCCCUGAGCGAGCAGAACCUCGUGGACUGCUCCUGGCCUCAGGGCAACCAGGGCUGUAGUGGUGGCCUCAUGGACUACGCCUUCCAGUACGUUAAGGACAACAGAGGCUUGGACUCGGAAGAAUCCUAUCCGUAUGAACAAAGGAAAGGAUCCUGUAAAUACAAUCCCAGGUUUUCUGCGGCCAAUGUCACUGGCUUUGUGGACGUCUCUAAGGACGAGAAGGCCCUGAUGGAGGCAGUGGCAACGGUCGGACCUGUCUCCGUGGGUAUUGCUACGACACCUGAGUCCUUCCUGUUCUAUGAAGGAGGCAUUUAUUAUGAUCCAAAAUGCAGCAGCGAAAAUGUCAAUCACGCUGUUCUGGUGGUUGGCUAUGGCUUUGAAGAAGUAGGAUCAAAAAACAAUAAAUACUGGCUGAUCAAGAACAGCUGGGGUAAAGACUGGGGCAUGGGGGGCUACAUGAAGAUGGCCAAAGACCAGAACAACCACUGCGGAAUCGCCACGGCAGCCAGCUACCCACUGUGUGAGUCGAUGGACGGCGCUGAGGAAGGAUUGGACUGAGGCCAGCGGAGCCACAGCACACCGGCCCUGGCCGCACCGACACAGCACUUGGAACACUGACGAUCCCAGCUGUGGUGCGCAUUCUGUGACAAUUUUACUCUAGCGAAAUCCUUCUGCUACUUAAUGACUGCUGGAAUCAGCUGUGUAUUAUUGACCCACCUAAUGACUUUUGAAUUUUGAUUUGAGACGAUGUGUAGUUUUACCUUUUUCAAUAAAAUUAAUUUCAAAUGUA
Messenger RNA from Oryctolagus cuniculus (rabbit), 1649 nucleotides. Its product is annotated as procathepsin L. Gene Ontology annotation, biological process: proteolysis. Gene Ontology annotation, molecular function: cysteine-type peptidase activity. Lineage: Eukaryota; Metazoa; Chordata; Mammalia; Lagomorpha; Leporidae. The record is from RefSeq and is a predicted model, not a curated record.